Falco peregrinus (peregrine falcon) is the source of this 1552-nucleotide messenger RNA. Its product is annotated as lipocalin-15-like. The record is from RefSeq and is a predicted model, not a curated record. Gene Ontology annotation, molecular function: small molecule binding. NCBI's taxonomy places the organism in Eukaryota, Metazoa, Chordata, Aves, Falconiformes, Falconidae. The transcript has 7 exons. The coding region runs from base 840 to 1385 and encodes 181 amino acids.
GGGCUGAUCCCAGCUCAUGGUGGUGGGGCUGCUGGGGUGGGAUGCCACGUGCACUCACAGCACCACGCCACGGUGCUGCCUGGCCACCAAACCUGCCCCAUCCAGGGAGAAUGGGUCCCCGGGGCUGGCACCCACUGCGGGGUCUGCUGCUGCCUGCCCCUCGGGCACCCUGGGCUACCCCAGUCUCCCUGCCUCAGUUUUGCUGCUGGAGAGCAGGCUGGCAGCAUGGGAAUGGGGAUGGGCAAUCACGGGAGGUCUCCAAAGAUUUGGGGAAGGAUGGACAUGAACCAGAGCAACAGCGCUGGAUGUGGCUCAGCCCCGGCCACCCGCCUGGUCUCCGUGCCAUGACCCUCUCCAGGAUCAGGAUCUGUGCCUGCUGCCAGCAGCCUGGGAAGCCACAAUCCGUUCUGGGGGGCACCGGGCUGUGGCUCAACCCUGGGCUAAAACAGUGGCCCAGCCGUCCUCCUCCUUGAGGCAGGAUCCAUCCCAGCACUGCCAGUCCCCAGGGCCAGCAGGCAACAGCCAGGUGGGGGGCACUGGGGGCACCCUCAUUUCCCUCUCCAGACACAGUGCUGGGCACGGGGCAUCACCCAGUCCCCAACGUGCUCUGGGCUGGGUCUCACACAAGGCUUCAUUCAUCCAGGACUGGGCAGUUAGAGGGUGAAGGGGCCAACACUGUCACCUAACACGGGUACAAGUUAUCCCUGCUCUUGUGUAACCUGUUGCAUAAAGUGGGGGCGGGCAGGGGGUGCUGCCAGCAGCGGGGGCUAUAAAGCCGGGUGCAGGAAGAAGCAGAUCCAUGCAGCCUCUCCUGCCCGCAUCCAGCCCCCCAAGCCAGGAUGAUGGUGACGCUGCCCAGCCUGGCGCUGGCCCUGCUCUCCCUGCUGCGGGCAGGGGCCGAGGUCCCUGUGCAGUCGAGCUUCAGCGCUGAGAAGUUUGCAGGGACGUGGCAUAUCGCAGCUGCCGCUUCCAACUGCUCCGUGUUCCUGAAGAUUAAGGACGGGAUGAAGUCAGCCACCAUCACCAUCAGCCUCACACCAGAGGAUGACCUGGAUAUGAAGCUUGUCUGGCCUGUGCUGGACAAAUGCCAAAAGUUUGAGCUGCUCUUCCAGCGAAGUGGACAGACAGGGCACUACGUGGCAGCACAAGAGAAGAAGGACAUGCAUGUGAUGGAGACGGACUACAGCCACUACGCCAUUGUGCACCAGCUCCAGCAGAAUGGGCAGGAACGGCCCAGAACUGCGCUGCAGCUCUUGACAAGGGAGCAGGAUGUGACUCCCCAGCUCCUACAGAGGUUCAAAGAGCUCAUCCCCACCGUGGGCCUGACCAAGGACAUGCUGGCUGUCCUGCCCAAGUCGGAUCACUGCACCGAGGUCAUCAGCUAAAGGGGCCAACACCAGGGCCACAUGUCCUCCAGACCUGGUGGAAAUUGCGCUCUGCUCCCUCAUUCCAUGGUGCCCCUUCCCAUCCUCCCUGGCCAGGCUCUGCCAGCCCUGCUGCCCCACACCAGGAUCACGCCUCGCCCUCCUAAAUAAACAGGUGCAGAAGCUGC